UUUGAAGUCCUCGUGGCCGCAGAUACAAAGAGUAGGCAGAGAGAUUUCCAUUGCCAAUCUAGAAAACAUCCGUCGAGCCGCCCAGGACCAAGCGAGGCAAGGUAGUAAGAGAGAAGGGGCGUCAGACCACGGCUCUACAGGUUUCCCGUUACUUACACCGUUACCACCUUGUUUCUCAUUUUAUUUCGCGACAGCAGAUCCUCAUUCAUAGCUAUGCCAGGCGGAGACUGAACACAAAAUUUGGGGGGACAUCGGGUGAGAGCAAACUGCGCUUUUCCAACAGACCUGGCAAGAUCGAAUAGCCAAGUGUCAAAAGGCAAGGGAUCGAAAAUCACAAGUUGAUCGUCGUUUUCUGCAGCAACUUUUCUUUUUCUUUCCCGUUUGCAGUCGAUUUUGUCGCGAGCUCAAGACUCGAGGAUAUGCGCCGAUUUCGUGGUAGAGGAGGUUGGCUAUCUUGAUUCUUACCCCGCGCACAUCAUCAAGCCAAUUUUUUUCAGCUCAUCGUCGAACCACCGACCAAAGCGUCAUUGUCACUCGCCAACAAUCUGAGACCGAGAACUUGCACUAGUGUUCCAAAGACGGUACAGCACAAAUCAUUACCAGCAUGUCGCCCCGACCGGUGAUACGGGUCAUCGGCUCCCUGAACAUCGACUUCGUCACACGGACUCCACGUGUUCCCGGGCCAGGGGAGACUCUAUCCGCGACGUCGAUGACGGUCCAUCCCGGCGGCAAAGGGUCAAAUCAGGCGGUCGCCUGUGGGAAAGCAGCAUUCACCUCGCCGACCUCCCAAGAUGUCGUGGUCGAGAUGAUCGGCGCCGUGGGUGCCAAUGACCCGUACUACGCCUCGCUCUUGAAACCUACGCUCGAAAAGAGCGGUGUGAGCACCGCGGGGGUCGAGGAGAUGGAGGGCGUCCAGACGGGCACGGCUACAAUCAUUGUCGAUGAGGGCGCCAAUGGCGAAAACAGGAUCCUGGUGGUCCCCGGAGCCAACGCGCGGGUCGAUGACCUGGGGAAAGUCAUGGAGGCGGCGACCAAAGAUGGCCUCCCGGACGUGGUGGUCAUGCAGGGCGAGAUACCUCGCUCUACCGUGCUAGGACUACUGAGGGCGUUCAAUUCGCCCGAACGCAAGACAUGUGUCAUUUUCAACCCGGCGCCCAUGUUCCCGGAAGGGGUCCCGAUCGACGCACUCCAGGGCUUGGCCGUCCUGGUGGUCAACGAGACAGAAUGCCGGCAGCUGUUUGCGGCGGUCGAGGAGCUCAACACCGUCCCGGUUUCGCGCCCGGACGAAAUCAUGACAGAGUCGGAGCUCGACCGCCUGACGACCUACCUCCACGGCAAGGCAGGGAUACGCAUCGUCGUGGUGACGCUCGGCUCGCAGGGGGUCUACUAUUCCUUCGAGACGGGCGACCUGUUGGAUCGGGCUCUGAUACCGGCUGUGAAGGUGGAGCGAGUCGUCGACACGACCGGAGCAGGGGACACGUUUGUGGGAUACUUUGCGACAGCAGUGGCCCGGCACCUUGCGCGCGUGAAGGGGCUGGAUAAUCUCAACAUCCGGGAGGCUGUCAGUCGAGCGAAUGAGGCUGCGGCGAAGUGUGUGCAGCGGAGUGGAGCCAUGGAGAGCAUUCCCUUCGGAUACGAAUAGCGGCAGUGUGAUGGACGGGGUGGCGAGUCGUCCUUUUAUCUACCACGCACGGCGCCUCGAGACGACUUCUUUGGCCCCGAGCCCCGAUGCGCUGACUGGCGGAGACAUGUAUAGUCAGGAGGAUCUUCUGGCGAUAACACUGACAAUGACUCGGGGCUUGUAAAUCGUGCCCGACGCCCGCGUCUCUUCCUUGUCCUCAUAGUAGGGGAUCUGUAGGUCGCCAGAUCCCAUGGCGAAGAACGUUGGGGCUGUGAUUGGUCGAGUAGGAGCAGCGUGCAGCGCGUGGAGGAGGCGGGUCGAGAUGCCUCGGAAAGGCUGUCGGCGAGCCUUGUGCGUGUGGGGGAAACCGAGGUUCCUGGCAAUCAUCCAAUGCUGACCACAUCCCAAGUAGCUGAGAGGAGUUCUCCAAUGUCAUUCUCGAAU
Molecule: messenger RNA, 2065 nt
Organism: Cladophialophora immunda
Lineage: Eukaryota; Fungi; Ascomycota; Eurotiomycetes; Chaetothyriales; Herpotrichiellaceae
Product: ribokinase
Exons: 1
Coding region: 605-1642 (345 amino acids)
Biological process (GO): D-ribose metabolic process
Molecular function (GO): ribokinase activity
Source: RefSeq, a predicted model, not a curated record